ACAAGAAUCCAGCAUUUAAAUAGUUUAGAUUUCCUCAACUUACAUCACCAAUGUAAGGUAUUUUAAGUAUGUAUUUGAUUGAUUUGUUCCUUUUAACAGUCAUGCGAUCAGGUAUUGACGUCAUUCAAGGAUCCAUUGAGUUCCUGCAGAAAUGAGAAGCUAUAAAAGGUUAGGAUGAGGCAGAGCUUUUGCAUUUUGCACAUAGGGUUGGACACCUGCGUGGAAACACCUGCACCCGAAGAUGAAUUUUCUGACAAUAAUUGCUGUUGCUGUGUGCGUCCUUGCACCAAGUCCUUAUUGUGAAUCAUUCACGGUCGAGUGGUGCUUCCAUGACCCAAAAUGCAGUGACAGCACCUGGUCGACCAUCGCUGCGCUUUACUGCAACGGGACGCGUCAGUCGCCCAUCAACAUCGUGUCUGCCAACGCCACGGAGGACAAAGACCUGACGGAGUUCACCUUCGAGGGAUACGGCAACAAAUCCGCCUUGGCCACAAUUAAGAACACCGGGAAAACUGUCAAAGUGAACUUCUAUACUGGCGUCAAGAUCUCAGGAGGAGGCCUGUCUGAGAGCUACGACACCCUGCAGGCCCACCUUCACUGGGGAAACGGCACGGCUGCACCCGGAUCAGAGCACACUGUGGACGGCAAGCGCUUCCCCAUGGAGCUUCACAUUGUAAACAUCAAGUCGAGCUACAACCGGAACACCACCCUUGCUGUGAAGGAUUCUGAAGGACUCGCUGCUCUCGGUUUCUUCAUAGAGGAGCUGACAGGUGUAGAUGAUCAGCCAGCCAGCUGGAAGACUUUGACCUCCUACUUGUCAAGUAUCUCAAAUGCUGGUGAUAAUAAAACAAUGGCAGAAGAUAUUUCUCUAGAUGAUCUCCUUUCUGGCGUGAACCGAGCCAGUUACUACCGAUACCUCGGUUCCCUGACCACUCCUGUCUGUAACGAGGCCGUAGUUUGGACCGUGUUCAAAGAACCGAUUAAAGUCAGCAAAAACCUGAUCGACCUCUUCAGCACAAGCAUGUACAUCAAAAACUCCACUUCUCUGAUGGUUAAUGUGUAUCGAAGCAUCCAGCCGUCACAGCCGGUCUCAACGCAGCCGAAGGCAAGCUCCUCCACCAAGUCUGGCUACUCUCUGGCUCUGAUGACCUUUGCCCUCAUGAUGGCGAGAUAUUAAAACAAAAGCUAAGGUGGAAGGUCACGUUUUGAAUAAAACAUGCAGAAAAUGCCAAACCUCCAUCCUGUACAUGUUGCAGGUUUUGUAUGUGUGUAAAAUGAAAAGACCUGCCUGUCUUGAACUAACCAUGCAACACAAAUUAUUUUUUUACUCUUUUAUUCUUGUGGUUCUUCUUGCACUUUGCAGAAACGUCUGCGUGUUUAAACUGCUCUAAAAUCAAACCUGAAACAGUUUUUAGUUUGUGAUGAAGGUUUGAAGUUUAUCUCUGGUUUAUGAAGGACUUGAAUUUGUCCUGUUUGUUCUCUGGCAUGAUCCACACAUUGUGUCCUAUCAUUGAAGAUAAAAACCUUUUCAAUAAAAUAUUUAUCAAUGA
This is a messenger RNA of Gambusia affinis (western mosquitofish), 1550 nucleotides long. Its product is annotated as carbonic anhydrase 4-like. The record is from RefSeq and is a predicted model, not a curated record. Bases 242 to 1177 code for a protein of 311 amino acids. NCBI's taxonomy places the organism in Eukaryota, Metazoa, Chordata, Actinopteri, Cyprinodontiformes, Poeciliidae. Gene Ontology annotation, molecular function: zinc ion binding; carbonate dehydratase activity. The transcript has 9 exons. Gene Ontology annotation, cellular component: plasma membrane.